AUGUCGAACCUCUCCUGCGAGCCGACGUGCUCCGGCCUCGAGAAGUUCGUGCUGUACCAGACCAUGAGCCACCUCUACAUCGUGGGCUGCGACAAGCGGCAGGCGUCCUACCGCGUCCUCAAGAUCCUGCGGGCGGCGGCGGGCGGCGACUGCAAGCUCGGCGACGUCGCGACGGAGGACUCGUGCGCGUACUCCAAGGUCGAGCUCAAGGAGAUGCUCGAGAUGAUCCACGAGGGCAACCGCACGCACGGCGGCCUGAGCCGCGUGGCGACGGGCUACGGCCUCCUGGGCUUCGCGCGGUUCCUGGACUGCUACUACGUCAUCCUGGUGACGCAGCGCCGCAAGGUCGGCCAGAUCGGCGGCAACGCGGUCUACGGGAUCAAGGCGACGGAGAUGAUCGCCAUCAAGCCCGAGAGCGCGCGCAGCGGCGACCAGUCGCUGAUCAAGUCGCUCCGCUACGUCGGGCUCUUCCAGUUCAUCGACCUCACGAAGGACUUCUUUUUCUCCUACACCUACGACCUCACGCGCACGCUCCAGCACAACAUGACGUCGGCGCUCCCGGCGGCGGGCGCCGGCGAGGGCGGCCCGCGGAACGCGCCGCGCAAGGCCAUGUACGCGUGGAACGACCACCUCACGCGCGAGUUGGGCGACGCCUUGGACGCGCGGUCCGCGGCGCGCUGGACGCUCGCGCUGACGCACGGCGCCUUCGUGCAGCGCAAGUGCACUUUGUUCGGCCGCGUCGUCAACGUGACCCUCGUCGCGCGGCGGUCGCGCCACUUCGCGGGCACGCGGUACCUGAAGCGGGGCGUGUCCGACGGCGGCAAGGUCGCGAACGACGUCGAGCUCGAGCAGAUCGCCCACGAGGAGGGCGUGCGCGAGGGCGUCUUCUCCAGCUUCGUCCAGGUGCGCGGGUCCAUCCCGACGUUCUGGACCCAGGAGACGUCCGUGACCAUGCCCAAGCCGCCCAUCGUGCUCAACCGCGUCGACCCGACGUACGCGGCGUCGCGCGCGCAUUUCGGGGACCUCAUCGGGCGCUACGGCGCGCCCGUCAUGGUGCUGGACCUGACGAAGCAGUCGGAGAAGCGCGAGCGCGAGAUGAUCGUGAGCCACGAGUUCCGCCGGGCCAUCGAGCACGUCAACGCGCACGUGCCCGCGCCGCGGCGCGUCCGCUACUGCGCGCUCGACUUCUCCCAGGUGUCCAAGCACCGCCAGAUGAACAUUUUGAAGGCGCUGGAGGACGUGGCGCGGUGGACGCUCUACGAGACGCGCUUCUUCUGCAGCCGGCCGCGCGCGGAGGUGUCGCCCGGGGGCGACGUGAGCCGCCUCGACGUCGGCGUCGGCGACCACGCGGGCCGCGACGACCCGGACCGGGCGCGGGCGCCGCCGCUGGAGCAGCGCGGCGUCAUGCGCACGAACUGCAUCGACUGCCUCGACCGCACGAACGUGGCCCAGUUCACCGUGGGCGCGCUCGGGCGCAUGCUCGCGACGAUGGGCGUCUUCAAGAGCGCGACGCUGGAGAGCGGCUCCCAGGUCGUGCUCGUGCUCAUGGAGCUCUACUCCACCGUCGGCGACCUCAUCUCGCUCCAGUACGGCGGCUCGGAGGCCCACAAGAAGAUGGGCGGGACCGGGCCGUCGGCGUCCGCGGGCGGCGGCGACGACGCGGCGCGCGCGGAUUUCGGGGCCGUCGCGCCCAAGCACCAGGAGCUGCUCACGUCCAUCCGGCGCUACUACAGCAACGCCUUCACGGACCGGCUCAAGCAGGACGCCAUCAACGUCUUUUUGGGGAAUUUCGUGCCUUCCGACGCGGAGCCGCCGCUCUGGGAGCUCGAAUCCGACUACUACCUCCAC
This is a messenger RNA of Aureococcus anophagefferens, 1848 nucleotides long. RefSeq lists its product as hypothetical. The record is from RefSeq and is a predicted model, not a curated record. The transcript has 3 exons. Lineage: Eukaryota; Pelagophyceae; Pelagomonadales; Pelagomonadaceae. The annotation marks the transcript as partial. Gene Ontology annotation, cellular component: intracellular membrane-bounded organelle. Gene Ontology annotation, molecular function: phosphatidylinositol-3,5-bisphosphate 5-phosphatase activity. Gene Ontology annotation, biological process: phosphatidylinositol dephosphorylation.